AGAAGACCCGGUCGAUGUAUACGCAGUCAGUUUUCGAACAUCCUUCGAGAAGCAGAUGAGCGCCUUUCGAAUGCUGUCUGCUGGAGCAAUAGAGAGAUUUUCAAGGGAGACCUUCUACCGGAUGCUGUUGACUGUCACUCGUAAGAAACACCCUAUUGAAUCGAUAAGGCCGAGCAGAGGCGACGCUCUCAGCUACAUUAAGUCGCUAGAACAGCUGAAACGCCAAGUGAAUUCUUUGAAAAGAACCAAAAGACGUAUAUUGUAUUCAGCCGACGAAAUCGAGAACAUUGGACGCUAUUUUAAAGUAUUCUUCGAUGACCUUGAAUACCUACGUGACCUCAAAGCUUACUUUGACGAACGAAUUCUGAAAUACAUCGUAGAAAUUAGCAAUCAAGCUACUUUAUCGAUCCUGUCUCGACAGAGAACAAGAACAGGAGCAGGUGCAAGAUCUGGGACAACUUCAGCAUCGGGAACGUGGUUGCCAAAACUGAAAACACCCAAUGCUAAUAAAAGUAAAAGUUCGCUGGAAAUUAGCGCCAAAAAGGAAAUGAAGAACAUAACGCAUUUGGUGAACACUUUAAGGUGUUUAGAAAUAAAAUGGGCCAAUGUUUUAAGAGAAGAAGACAUUGAUUCGGAGAAUUAUGAAGCAGAAACGAGAAAAGCAAUGAUGAAACAACGAGACCGAUCGUGUUUCGAACUGAUAUGGUACUUGAUUCCGGAUCUGUUUGCUAAAGCGUCGAAAGCAGUCAAAUUGUCUAGGCAGUGGGUCCUGAAGAUAACAUCGUAUUAUGAUAUUCUACUCUCUGCUGAUAUCAAAAAGAAAACGAAGGAAAUUUUAGCGAAAAUAGCGGAAAUUAAUCAAAGUAUUGCGGUGGAUGAAGAAAAAGUAAAAGUUUUGGAAGUUGAAAUGAAGCGACUUUCGUUGAAGGAACACCGCCAUAAUCUUUUAACCAAAGAUUAUAACAGCACAAAGGAAAAAAUUGACCGCGCCAGUUCCAGUUACCAUAAAACGCAGCUGGAACAGAAGUCUUUGAACCGUAAGUUACAAGAUACCAAUUCUUUAUCGACCGACGAAUACAAUAAUCUCACGACGAAAUUGGAACAAGUCAAAUGGAAAAUUUCAACUUGUCAAACAGAAUUAAAGAUUCAGAAAUUUAAUUUAUCGCUUUUGCAACAAGAUCUCAUUUUGGAAGCUGACAUGCGCUCGACUUUCAUCCGGUUCCAGGAAACAGUCAAAGAAAUGCUGCAGGGUUUGAACUCGAAGAUUGAAAUGAAGAAAGAAACGAAACGAAAACUCGAGAAGGAAAUCGUGUUGCUCAAAGCAAACAACCGGAAGCAACAGGAUUUGACCAAAGAUGGCCGUCUGUCUGGUGAUGUGGCUGCUGAAAAAGAGGAGGAUAACAACGGCCGUAACAACCAGAGUGAUGAUGCCGAUGAUGAUGCUGAUGACAACGAUGACGAUGAUAAUGAUUAUUAUUACAACGACGACGAUGAUGACGAUGAUGAGGACAACGAAGAUUAUGGUGAUGAGGAAGACGAUGACGUUGGUGACGACAUCGGAGACGGAGAAGACAGCGAUUAUCUGGACAGCGAGAGCGAUGUUUUCGUGCAGAUCAGUGAAAGACUGAGCGAACCUAGGGCUUUCGAACAUUUCAACCAAAAUGUUUAUCUCUACACAAACAGUGCAAAAAGCCUAAAACAGAAUCACAAACGUGAAGUACGCUACAACGACAAUGUGACCGUCUCGAAAAUUCCAAACGAUUCUGAUAUAUUUAUAACGAUGCAGCAUCGAAACUUCGAGAGUUUAACCUCUUAUCUCAACAGCAAAUCACAUAGCUCUAAUAGCUUACAAAGAAAAUCCCGAAUUCCAAGGUUAAAGGUGCAAUAAGGCCUUAAUAUUUAUUACAUACCCUACAAACGUUCCCUAAGUCCUUUUGCACCUUUAAUCAAAUUUCUCGUUUGGAAUAGAAAAAUCUAUGGUGUAAAUUUAAUAAGAACUUACCCAGAGAUCUUACAUAUGCAAAAUAGCUAAAUCUUCGUGAAAAAGACUUUCUUCGCUUCGGUUAUCAGAAAAUGGUUCCUUUCUGAUCGGUGCUGUCUCGCUACAAUGUUCGUUUUAGGCUCCACAGUGGAGCCUUAUUCAUAUAUCUAGGACGGCCCUGCUGUUGCUACACGCACAAAAAUCCUAGACAUUUGCACUUUGGAAAGGUCCAUUAUACCUGACUAAAACCGAAUCUUUCACUGACACAUUAUAGAUCAGUUACUGUUCAAAUAUUUAAUGCAAGUCGUAUCAACAAUCAAAUUUCAAUUUACUCUGCGGUGAGGAAGACAUUGGCGCUGAAGCUAAUGUCGUUUUAAUAAUGCCUGAAAGUAGGGGAGAGAACUUCAGGCAUUUUUUUUUUUUUUUCGUUCAUAGAGUUACCAUUGUUACAUCUGGUUUCCUUGUACAGUGAAAUAAAAUGGAACGUGAAGAAACGUGGGGAAAAACUCAGGGGAUUUCACCAAGAGCUAUGCCCCUUGUACAAAUAAACCUGCUCUAUUGACAAAUACAUGAAUACCUGCUCCUUUUUUUCUGACUUGUGGAUAUGUAAAAUUUUCCUGGUUUACGAGAGGGUUUCUACACUGAAUAUGGCGACCCUUUGACGACGGGUGUGUCAACAGUGACAUGACAUAGACUUUUGGGUGGAUGGCAGCGAACUUUGGAAGAAGAAAAUAUCCCUUGUAUAUCAAGUUGUCUAAAUGCAUGUCUCUAAAUAUUUCCCUAAAAUUAAAAUACAUUUAAACGAUAUUCCACACACAGGACUAUGAAAAACUGAAAUUUUGAUAUGAGCCUGGCCAUCUACAGGGUCACUGAACCCGCUGGAAAUGACAGCAAAAUUUCUUUCAAAUUACACCCUACUCUGUGUGUGUGUGUGUGUGUGUGUGUGUGUGUGUGUGUGUGUGUGUGUGUGCGUGUGUGUGUGUGUGUGUGUUCUUUCUUUUCAAUGGAAGAAGACAUUCGAUGACGUACAGCAAUGUCCAGGAAGAAAUAUGGUACAAUCAUGGCUGGAAAUUUUUGAUUAACGAUUAUGGCAAGUUUAGGGGUUAAACGUCAACUAUAAACACCAGUUUCGCCUCUGCUACCAACACACCCCCUCUACAAACAUCACCACUACCAACAACACUGCCACCGAAUCAGCCAGAGAUCCUUUACAUUGUCAUCCAACAUGUUAGAAACAACAGUUAAAUCUCCCUGAAAUCGCACCCUACAGUUUAACAAGAAGAACAAAAGAAACAUUGAAUGAAAGUAGUCCUAGAUACACCAUGUUUGUGAAACAAAAAAAAAAGACUAGAUGAUCACAGCAGGAAAACAUUUAAUCAUAAGUCUUGUCAUUCAGAUCUGACACAGGACUAAAGAAAUGUAUAAAAACAGCUAUACGUUAUUUUAAAAUUAAUCCUAUUUAAUAAUCUGCUGAAACUCUUCGACAUUUAUAUCAAUAUUUCUAUAGAAGACAAAAUAUAAAUAGAAUAAAUUUUCACAGGUAAAACAUUUUAAGACAAUGUUUUUCAAUAAUAUACUUUCACGUGUUUCAUUCAGAGAAUAGCACAUCUAUAUCUAGAGUCAUCAAACACUCCGAUGAAUAUAUAUAUAUAUAUGAAGUUCUGAUGUUCUCUACAUUAAACACCUUACAAAUUACUUAAACUUUGUAAUAUAAAACUACAAACUCUGCCUUUAAAUACGUUGAGUACUUUUUCGAUUUGCGAGCACCUUUACUUUAUGACUAUGGAUACCUGUACCACACAUUUAUCAAUAUCAUGUGUGUGUGUGUGUGUGUGUGUGUGUGUGUGUGUGUGUGUGUGUGCGUGCGUGCCUGCGUAUGUGCGUACAUGUGCGUCUGUCUGCGUGCGUGUAUGCUAUAAGAUGUAUUCUACACGGUUAAACUACGAACCAAGUUUUAAAUAAUUUAAUAGAUGGAUUGUGCAAACAUCAUUGAAUAUGUUGGUUAUAGCCCAGCUGAACAGCUUUGGUGUCGCAUUCUUAUCUGAAGAUCGCAUGAAAGAUUCCCUAAAGAUACAAAAUUUGAAAUCAAGGAAUGCUAAGCUGAACCGUAACCAAUAUCUAUCCAUCCAUAUAUAUUCAUAUAUAUAUAUAUAUAUAUAUAUAUAUAUAUAUAUAUAUAUACACCCUUAUCCCUCGCAGAAAACUGCAGCACUGACAGGCCGCCAUUCCUGGGUAGAAUUGCAUUCCAUUGCCAAAGAUUAAGACAUUCGGAGAUCUAUUGUUGACGGCCUAAAUUCCACAUGAAACUAAAGGAUUAAAAAGAAGAAAAAUCCAUAUUUAUCGGGGGUAGCGGAACCAAAGGCAGACGGCAUGGGACUCGAUCUCUCGCAUUGUUUUGUAUAAAUAAAUGACAAAAUCCUCGCUA
Messenger RNA from Octopus sinensis (East Asian common octopus), 4406 nucleotides. Its product is annotated as probable ATP-dependent helicase PF08_0048. Bases 56 to 1888 code for a protein of 610 amino acids. NCBI's taxonomy places the organism in Eukaryota, Metazoa, Mollusca, Cephalopoda, Octopoda, Octopodidae. The transcript has a single exon. The record is from RefSeq and is a predicted model, not a curated record.